AUUUUGUUGCUCCUACCUUCGAUGCGAUUUUGUCCCCCCUAAGGCUUUAGUCACUCGUAUUAGUGGCGUGAUGGUCCGGGAUUCCGAGAGGAGAGGCCUCCUAAAAUUUUCAAAUUCGAAGUCCUCUCUUCAAUCCUACAACCAUGACUAUGGCGGUCGGAUUCUUGUCGCUUCCUACGGAGCUCAUAUGCCACAUUCUAAUCCUUCUUAACCCCAGGGACAUUAGUCGCUGUGCACUGACAUGCAACAUCUUUUGGCUUGUGGUCCGGAAUUCUGUCUACAUUCAAUACAAGCUUGAAAUUUAUGCUCAGGGCUUGAUUAGUACCGGGUCCGCUACCAUGAAUUCGACCGGGAUUUCCAGAAAGACUCUGUGUUCGCUCAAGAAAUUGGCAUCUUUGUGGCGAUCCGACUUCCAUGCGACAACUACCUUUGAAACAGUGGUCACUACUGCUACCACAUGGCAACCCAUGUUACCGAUCCAAGAUGUGAAAUGUGGGCUUUGGUGGUCACACUCGCCGAAAGAAGACAAACUCUACAUUCAGGGUUGUGGCACGAAUCUUAUGCUCUCCCGGACAUGGUCUAUCGGUUAUGUCGAGGGCUUUUUUACUACAUUCGACCCUCUGCAGGAUCUUAUGGUUGUGUGUUCUAAGCCUGAUGAUCGUGUCACUGUGACCGAUGCGGAACAAAAUCACCAUGUCUGUCGGGUGCAGUUUCGACUGGCUUCAUCCCAGCGUCCGCAUCCGAGCGCUGUGUGCACUUCUUUGGAGUGUAAGCAUACCUUUGAUGCACCUGGCCAUUACCGUGCUGCUUUGUCACCGCCUGUAAUCUGUGGCGAUCGCGUAUUUAUUGUCUAUGAAAUGGAGGACAUGGAUAACUGGCUUGUGUCCGGCACGUUCAUACAAGUGAUCAAUUGGAGGAAGGGAUAUGUAAAUAGGCAUUUUUUAUGUCAACCGGAUAUCUACGACCAACAUUGUUUCUAUCCAGUCGAUGAACAGAAGUUUGUCAUCAUUGGCCCAGAAGGCUCGAUAUACUUGUACACGUUACAAGGGCUCGAUGGGCCGCCUCAGUGCCGAAUCAUAUAUCACCCUCCCACGAUCCCCCAUCUAUCAUUAAGUGAAUCGAACAUUGUUGUUCGCGGCCAUCCAUCACUCCUUGGCAAAGCAGCACGCCCAGGACUCAUGCCGAGCUAUGUGCCCUCCCUGGAGUCGCAAAUUAUGGUUUUAGAGUUUCUUUCUGAAGCGGGGGAUGCCAUCCUAGUCAUCGAUAUGGCCAUCUUCUCUGACAUGGCCUUGCACUCAGAUAUGCUCGUCGAGAUUCCCUGGUCAGAUUGGGGACCUCAGUAUGCGUGCUACUUUCCACACCACGAAAGCUACGAUAUCAGCGUGUUUGGCAGCAAAAUGGCCUAUGCUCUUCCCCAAGAUCAUAUUCCCGAUCCUGGUCAAAGACUGGAAGAGCUCUCCAAUGAGGGUUACUUCUAUGUGCAUAUCUGGGACUUCAAUAAGCGAGUCAUUGCUCUCUCGGAAAGUGUCAACGAUCCUGACUCACCGGAUCUUCACAUUUGCAAGCCGGGUCAGAUCAUUGACUCCUCUGGUAAAGACAUCUUCUCGAAUCGUGCAUACAUCGCAACAGUCUGUCGUACAUCAUUUCCGACAGCUGGCUUCAAUAUAUUCUUGGAACAGGAUCGGCUUACUGUGACAUGGGUUCUGCAUGAUGAGAUUAGUAUUCGGGUCGUUUCCCCCAUUCAGACGGAGGCUGGCCUGGACCUUACAGAAUAGACAGUUUGGUUGCCCAGUGUUAUGCUUGUGUUAUGUUUGUAUUGGAAAGUGAGUAAGAUAGGUAGGACUUAGCGAUGGCGAUGUAGUUUUAUGAGCAAUAUGCGUUUUGAUGACAAGCAAAAUAUCGAGUGGGC
Suillus plorans is the source of this 1909-nucleotide messenger RNA. RefSeq lists its product as uncharacterized. Gene Ontology annotation, molecular function: protein binding. The record is from RefSeq and is a predicted model, not a curated record. The transcript has 4 exons. Bases 144 to 1775 code for a protein of 543 amino acids. NCBI's taxonomy places the organism in Eukaryota, Fungi, Basidiomycota, Agaricomycetes, Boletales, Suillaceae.